CCUUGCGCAGCCUACAGAUGUGUAUGUGUGUGUGGGCACCAGUAAACAUAGCAGCGCUGCUUCAGAUAAACUCCAAACAGCUCUAGCCUUGUCAGUGAGAGCACAGGGUUUGUUGGAGUUUUCUUUUUUUUUUCUUUCUUUUUUUUCUGGGAUGUGAAUUUAAAUCCUCAUAGCCUGGAUUGGAUUAUUAUUUUUUCCCCCCGUUGUGAACCCCAAUUUAAGAGGAUACCUGUUACUUUCCGUUUUUUGGUUGAUUAUAGAGAGCACCAUCCCAGGUGUGAGGAGGGCGCAGUAUGAGCCAAGCGGCAGAAGUGUGAGGGAGGCCGCGUCCAGAAGGAUAAGCACCCUGUCCCGUUUUGCUCCUUAGAGGAACGGAAAGCGUUGGUUAUCGGCUUCAGGAGAAGGGACCAGAGCCCUGGAUUAAUGUGUAUACAGGCUCGACAAGGGAGCAGAGGAUUCUGGUUUACCUGAAGACCUGGAGUACACAAGCGAACAGGCCCGGAUUGAGCCUGUGGCACGGGGGGAUUGGCAUGGCUCAGACCAGCUUUGUGUCAACUCAUCAUGCCUGUCGGGCCUGAUUGCAGAAAGGAGCCUUUGCUAAAGCUCACCCCGUCGUACACACGGAUCACUAUACAACACCCCAGAAAUCUAAUUUGCAGUUAUGGCUGUUGAGCUCGACAAUUUCAACACCCAUUAGGAUUUUUAAUAUCACCUGUGAGCGCAUUCUUUGUCAGUGAGAGGGGAUGCUUUUUCUACAGGCUUAUCUUCCAUGGUAAAGGCAUUGAAAGCAUGAGCCUCUGACAACACAGAGGAGGUCAUCGUCCAAACAAGGAUCAGCUCAGCAAACACUGACCAGGUCAGGAUAUCACCAGAAACCCCUCGGACAAACUUUUCCUUUCAGAGAGGAUAAGAGUGAAUUCAAGAGGAAAUCUUGAUUGGAUUUUUGGUGGCUGGAGAGGAUUUACCACGUCGUAUAAAUCAGGGGCUCUUGAGUGAUUAGACUGCCAGGCAACACAGCUUCAAGAUGGUGCGUCAAUGCAAGGCCUUUAUCCUCUUCCUCAUCAGGAUCGGGCUGCUGCUGGGUCUUGCUAACCCCCUGGUGACCUCCGCCUCAUGUCCCUCAGCUUGCCGCUGUGAUGGAACCUUCAUCUACUGUAAUGACCGUGGCCUGACUUCCAUCCCUACUGGUCUACCCCAGGAUGCUACAGUGCUCUUUCUGCAAAACAAUCGCAUCAAGAGUUCAGGCAUUCCCACCGAGCUCCGCAGGCUCUCAAAUGUGGAGAAGAUCUACCUUUACUGCAACAAUCUGGAUGAGUUCCCCACCAACCUUCCCCUUGGGCUAAAAGAGCUUCACCUUCAGGAGAACAACGUUCGGAUGAUUACCCACGCCUCUUUAGCCCAAAUUCCCUACAUUGAAGAACUGCACCUGGAUGAUAACUCUGUAUCAGCAGUCAGCAUAGAGGAGGGGGCCUUCAGAGACAGUAAUCACCUGAGACUGCUUUUUCUCUCCAGAAACCACCUAAGUACCAUCCCUUCAGGCCUACCCAUGAGCAUUGAGGAGCUGCGCUUUGAUGACAACCGCAUCUCUUCCAUCUCAGAGCAGUCGCUGCAAGAUCUCAUCAACCUGAAGCGAUUAAUCCUGGAUGGUAACCUGCUCAACAACCGCGGGAUCGGGGAGAUGGCUUUCAUCAACCUGAUCAACCUGACUGAGCUCUCGCUAGUGAGAAACUCCUUGACAUCACCGCCAGCCAACUUGCCAGGCACCAGUUUGGAGAAGCUGCAGCUACAAGAUAAUCACAUCAAUCGGGUCCCACCUGGGGCUUUUGCCUUCCUUAGGCAGCUGUAUCGCCUGGACCUGUCUGGCAACAACCUGAGCAGCCUCCCUCAGGGUGUAUUUGAAGAUCUGGACAAUCUCACACAGCUCUUGCUACGCAACAACCCCUGGCAAUGCACUUGCAGGAUGAAAUGGGUGCGUGAUUGGCUGCGGUCAUUGCCAUCUAAGGUGAAUGUACGUGGCUUCAUGUGCCAGGGUCCUGAUAAGGUCAAAGGCAUGGCAAUUAAAGAUCUCACUACGGACAUGUUUGACUGCACAGAUUCAGAGCUCAGCCCCACGUAUGAGACAAGCACAGUCUCCAACACUUUACGCCCCUCACAGCCCCAGUGGCCCUUGUUUGUGACUAAAAGGCCUGUAGUAAAAGGGCCUGACAUCGGUAAGAAUUACCACAGCACUACCACCUCUUCAGGCAGAAAGAUCAUCACCAUCAGUGUGAAGUCAAGUAGUGCAGAUACAAUACACAUAUCAUGGAGGGUGUCACAGCCCAUGACUGCCCUGCGGCUCAGCUGGCUAAAGCUGGGACACAGCCCUGCCUUUGGCUCCAUCACUGAGACCAUUGUGCAGGGGGAGAGGAAGGAGUACCUGCUCACUGCGCUGGAGCCAGAGUCUUCCUAUAGGAUAUGCAUGGUUCCCAUGGAGACCAGCAACAUUUACCUGUCAGACGAGACCCCCGUGUGCAUAGAGACAGAGACUGGUUCUCACAAAUCAUACAACCCGACCACAACUUUAAACAGAGAGCAGGAGAAAGAGCCUUACAAAAAUUCCAGUCUGCCUUUGGCUGCCAUCAUUGGAGGGGCUGUGGCUCUUUUGGCAAUAAUCAUGUUGGCACUGGUGUGUUGGUAUGUCCACAGGAACGGUUCACUUUUUUCCAGAAACUGCACCUACAACAAAGGCCGUCGGAGAAAGGAUGACUAUGCUGAGGCUGGCACUAAGAAGGACAACUCCAUCCUAGAAAUACGAGAGACUUCUUUUCAAAUGAUACCUAUAAAUCACCUGCCUGUGUCCAAGGAGGAGUUUGUGAUACACACGAUUUUCCCACCUAAUGGCCUGAGUUUAUACAAAAGCCCACAUAGCGAGAACAACAUUAACAACAGGAGCUACAGAGACAGUGGAAUACCAGAUUCAGACCAUUCCCAUUCAUGAUAUUGCGCAUGGCCAUUAAUGAUGAGUGCGCGACUUAAACAGAGUGGCAAGACUUUUACAAAACACUGGAUCUAUAAGACUAAGGAAGCAAUGUUCUGUACAUUUGCCAUAUAAUUUAUAUUUAAGGACAUUUUAUGAAGACGGAGAACGCUCCAGUUGCAGGCCAUCACUGAACCAUCAGUGGGUAUUGUAACUAACUGCAAUUCUAUAUUUUAGGGAUUUGUAGUAAUUUGUACUGUAUUUCCUUUGCUUAAGGUUAUCGACCAACUAAAAGAAACUCUGUGUUCUACUGAGAUUUGAUGACUUGUCAACUGUGAAAGUGGGUUUUCAUUGCUGUGUUGAACAAUCAGACCUUAGAAAACCUUGUAGUAUAAGCACAGGUCAUUCUUUUAACUUUGUGGCUGUCUGAAAAACAAAAAGGCAAAAAAAUGACAUGAAGUAAAACUGACGCACAGCUGAUCAACUAAUUCGCAAAGCAGGCAUGUUGCCCUCUAAAAAAAAAAAAAAAAAACCUGUCAGCAACCGUCUCCACAUAUGAUGGACCAAGA
Chelmon rostratus (copperband butterflyfish) is the source of this 3525-nucleotide messenger RNA. RefSeq names its product fibronectin leucine rich transmembrane 3 (gene flrt3). NCBI's taxonomy places the organism in Eukaryota, Metazoa, Chordata, Actinopteri, Chaetodontiformes, Chaetodontidae. The record is from RefSeq and is a predicted model, not a curated record. Bases 1025 to 2977 code for a protein of 650 amino acids. Gene Ontology annotation, molecular function: protein binding. The transcript is spliced from 3 exons.